AUGAACGAAGUAUUCAAUGUGCCGAAAAGCCAAAGAGCUAUUGUAGCUGACAAAAAUGGCCAACUUGUCUUGGUGGACGACUCCCCUCUACCCGAGCUGGAAUCCGAUAUGGUACUUGUUAAAACGGUAGCCGUCGCACUCAAUCCUGUGGACAUCAAGAUGACCGGGCGACUCGCUCAUCCCGGUGGUGUUGCAGGACAUGAUUUUGCUGGGACUGUUGUGGAUCAAGGAUCUAACGUUUGGACGGCUUCUCCACUAAAGAGAGGUGAUCGGGUCUCCGGGGCUGUCCAGGGUGUUCACUCCUUAACACCAAGAGUCGGUGCCUUUACAGAGUAUAUUGGGGCAACUGAUAUCGUCCUGAUGAAAAUCCCUGAAAACAUGUCUUUCGAGGAGGCCGCAUCCCUUGGUACCGGCAUUGGGACAAUGGGCCUUGCUCUUUUCCACAAUCUCCAAGUCCCGGGAUAUCCUGAUGCGCCAGCGACCGAACCAACCACAGUUUUGGUUUAUGGAGGAAGCACUUCUAGUGGAACAUUGGCCUUGCAAUUACUUAAACUAUCUGGUCUCAAGCCAAUCGCUACGGCAUCACCCAAGAACUUUGAAAUGGUCAAGGAGUAUGGUGCAGCAGAAGUAUUCGACUACAAUUCAGCAGACUUUGUGGCCAACGUCAAGUCUUAUACCAAGAAUUCUCUCAAGUAUGUCAUUGACUGUGUUUCGACCGCAGAAACAAUGGAGCUUUGCUACGCUUGUCUCGGUCGUACGGGUGGCCGGUUGACCACGCUGGAGCCUCCACCAAGCUACAUACACACGAAGCCGAAGCGAAUUCAUCUCGACUGGGUCCUCGGGCCUGCGCUUCAUGGCAAGGCAAUUGGCUGGCCGCCACCGAUGCAGCGUGAGGGAGACCCCGAGCUGCGAGAAUAUGGGAAGAGGUGGUUCACAACGGUGCAAGGGCUCCUGGACCAGGGCAAGCUAAAGGCCCAUCCGUUGAAAAUGAUGGCUGGUGGUCUAGAAGGCGUAUUCGAGGGAACAGACUUGCUGAGAAACAAUGCGGUCUCGGGUCAAAAGUUGAUCUAUAGGAUCUAG
Pestalotiopsis fici W106-1 is the source of this 1080-nucleotide messenger RNA. RefSeq lists its product as uncharacterized. The coding region runs from base 1 to 1080 and encodes 359 amino acids. The transcript has 3 exons. Lineage: Eukaryota; Fungi; Ascomycota; Sordariomycetes; Amphisphaeriales; Sporocadaceae. Gene Ontology annotation, molecular function: oxidoreductase activity, acting on NAD(P)H. The record is from RefSeq and is a predicted model, not a curated record.